This is a messenger RNA of Anthostomella pinea, 1104 nucleotides long. NCBI's taxonomy places the organism in Eukaryota, Fungi, Ascomycota, Sordariomycetes, Xylariales, Xylariaceae. The record is from the annotation of a GenBank genome assembly.
AUGGCACCAAAACCAACACCGCGACCCCUGACGGUCGCAGCGGCGCAACUGGGGCCCAACAACAAGGACAUGUCCCGCGACGAGAUCCUGGCGCGCCUGCUAAAGCACAUGGACGACGCCGCCUUGCGCGGCGUGCGGCUGAUCGCCUUCCCCGAGCUGGCGCUGACCACCUUCUUCCCAGUGAUGCUGCUGACCGCCGCGGCCGAGGUGUCCGCGUACUUCGAGCCCGCAUCGCCGUCGCGCCCCUACGGCGUGCUCGAGACGCCGCACGGCAAGCCGCUCGUCGAGAAGGCGCACGCGCUGGGCAUGGACUUCUACCUCGGCUACGCUGAGCGCUGGACGGGCGAGGACGGGGUGCCUAUUGAUUAUAAUGCGACGCUGUACUACUCGGUCGCGGCCGGUAGGGCGAUCGCUAAGUACCGCAAGGUGCACCUGCCGGGGACCAAGGAGCCGAUCGAUGGCGGGGGGACGAAGGUGUACCAGCAGCUCGAGAAGCGGUACUUCCACCCAGGGGACCUGGGCUUCCAGGCGUUCCGGGCGCCGGGGCUGGUGGAGGGCGCGGUGAAGGCGGAGGAUGCUGAUGCCGAGGGUGCCGAAGGGGGCAAGAUGAACAGCACAGACCGCAAGGGCGACCCGAUCAUCGGCAUGCUGAUCUGCAACGACCGGCGGUGGCCCGAGGCGUGGCGGCCGUACGGCUUGCAGGGCGCCGAGCUGGUGAUCGAGGGCUACAACACGACGGCGUGGGCGCCGCAGUACGACGGUUCCCCUGAAGAACAGACGGCGACGGCCGAGUUCCACCACCGGCUGUCGUGCCAGGCCGGCAGCUACCACAACGCGUGCUGGAGUAUCAAUGUGGGCAAGUGCGGCGAGGAGAACGGCCAGUGGAUGAUCGGCGGCAGCAUGAUCGUCGAUCCUAACGGCAGGGUCGUGGCCGAGUCCGAGACGCUCGGCGACGAGCUGGUCGUGGCGGGGAUCGAUUUGGCGCUGUGUCGCAAGGGCAAGGACAGGGUGUUCAACUUUGAGAGGCACAGGAGGGUGGAUCAGUAUGGUAUUCUGCUGGAGCAAGUUGGCGUGAAGGAGGUCCCGCUUCUGAGCCGUUCGUGA